GAACAUGCACAGCCAUCGCCUCCUUUGUGUCCUGGCUUCGCAUCUCACAGCCUCAGCGCAGUCGAACUGCGUACUUUUUAUAUCGGCCGUCACGGAACGCAUAUAAGGGCUAUUGAAUCUCCUCAGACUGAUAUUUUUGACUAUGACCAGAGAUACGCCUCCUCCUCCACAAGCCUUCCUGCUAGUGACCAUUCCUGAUUGCCGCCUCGUUAGUUCGACAAGUAGUCCCCCAGACACGCAAGGGACACUCGGAAUAGUAUGCGUGACCUUGGAUAUCGACUCGUUUUCAGGAUGGUCCCAAGGAUCCAAUGAGGAUGCCCGUGAUGUCUGGUUACUUCUGCGAAUCGGUUCGAUCGAGAUCCCGAUAUCGCCUACCGAAACGAUCUUAUAUUCUCGAAUGAGUCGAACCUAUACUUUUGUCGCGGCCGCUUUGGAAGGGUCGCCCCGCAUUACCGUGGCUUUUCCACCACCCUCAUCACCAGCAGAGGGAGAAGAUAUCGAGACAUUCAAUAUAGUGCUGUCGCAGUAUGGGAUCGUGCAACAGAUUGAUCCUGAUCCCUAUGAGCCCGACGGAGAUCUAAAGGGCCGCUUGGUUCUGGUGGAUCAGAAUGAUGGUGGUUACGUCGGAACAUUAAGGGAGAAUAUUCAAGUCCAAGAGCACCCCAAUUUGGAAACGAGCGGGAAAAACCCUGUGGUCGCAGAGUAUGAUGAAAACGCGCAAACCCUCUACGUUCAUUCCGUGACUCCGCAGGAACAAGAUUGGCUUUUGCGCUCUGCGGAUUAUUUAAGUCGAGGAAUCGUCCUCCUUGGCGACGCUAUCGCAAGUGGUCUCAACUACGCAUCCACUCAGUUUGUGAAUCGAACUGCUCCGACGCAAUCCCCCAUCACCUUCUCCGAUAGGGCGAAGCGGAAUGUCAAUCGCGUUCAUAUGCUUAGUGGCCAUGCCGUUCAAGCCUCAUCGAAGACCGUCAAUCUUAUUCACGGCGCAAUCGACAGGCUAGCGAUCAGGUGGGGCAGGAGGUCGCCGUCUCCUUCACCAGGACCACCUGGGGGUCCGAAUCAAAGUUCUCGCCCCGCGAGGAAGCCCGGGUUGAAAAAUAGGGUGCUCGCCUCAACGGACAUGAUCCUGACAGCCGCUGAGCAGUCUGUAUCGACCGUUCUUAAAUCUGGCACUACUUCACUGUCUGCUGGUGUCGGCCACAUGUAUGGCCCAGACGCAGGGAAAGCAGUGGAACAAAUAGGGGAAACGGCACAGAAUGUCUCGCUCGUUUAUGUCGAUGCUCGUGGUGUUGGCCGUCGUGCUCUGCUCAAGAGAAUGGGUAAGGGCGUUCUGAAGGCCCAAUUUGGGCGGGACAAAACUGUCGUAUUCGGUGAUACGCUUGUUGAGCCACCUGCACUCCCUCCUACGUCCCCUUUGCGUUCUGCGUAUCGUUCCGGGUACCUAUCACCAUCGUCAAGUUCUACAGCACCUACUUUUCCUUCACUUCCACCGCGGUAACUUGAAUGCGUGUGAUAUCCCUACUUGUGUUUGUAUUUUUGGGUCUCGAUGGACUGUGUACUUGUUUUGUGUACUUAUCUUGCUUGUAAUGUGAUUUGUUUUC
Molecule: messenger RNA, 1601 nt
Organism: Cantharellus anzutake
Lineage: Eukaryota; Fungi; Basidiomycota; Agaricomycetes; Cantharellales; Hydnaceae
Product: senescence-associated protein-domain-containing protein
Exons: 4
Coding region: 143-1498 (451 amino acids)
Biological process (GO): cell division
Cellular component (GO): plasma membrane
Source: RefSeq, a predicted model, not a curated record